CCACGGAGCACAAGGAGAAAAAGAUGGGUCUGCGGAAAAUAGGUGCCAAAUAGCCUGUAACGCGCACUUUUUUCGAUAUAAGUUUAGUAUUUAACAACAGCAAGAAAAUGAGUAUCUCUGUGACGCGGACGCUUUGCAAGAAAAAUGAAAACAAGAAGGGAUAUCGCCCACAGCGGCCGCAUGAUUAUCUUUAUGAUCCCAUUUACACGGUGUCUGGGGAGAUGGACCAUGCUCGAGUCGCCUUCAAAGCUUACUCGUCAGUGGAACGAGUGCGGAAGAUGCCGGACUUCAGGUCCAUGUUCAGCCACCUGCCGCACCACCCGCGCUACACCCUGCGGCUGGAGAAGGUGGACCCUGUGCCUGACUUCAUCGACCGCAGGUGGCGCGGCCACGCCGACCAACGCAGACAAGUGCUGCAGCAGCUAGCCGGUGUUGUUCCAGGAGUGCAGGUGGAUCAGCAGGAGUGCAAUGUGGGUGGAGUUGACCGGUGGAAGUACUUCAAACGACCUCUGCUCCCGUUCAGCCAGCAGGUUCCUGCUGAUGUGGUCUUUGCAGUGCCCGCCUCCACUCCUCUGCCCCCGCGCGACGAUCAGAGCGAUGGGACGGGGGAGCCGUUCCAGUGUACGGUGGGAGUGCAAACGGACUACAGGGACAGCGAGGCCCAAACGGACCCCUACACCCCCGAGUAUGUGCUGAGGCCUGGCACCGCCCCGCCUGAACUGGUCACCUUGGCCACACUCACCUGGGGUCGUGGUCUGCCGGCAGGGCUGGCGGAGGUGGAGAUGAUUGAGCGUGCGCGUGCCAAGCGGGCGUGGGAGGCUAACCUGCCGCCCCUCAACGACGCCAGCCAGCUGGACAAGAGGAAGAGGAUGAUGGAGGAGAUGGAGAGGAAGGAGUGGGCCUUCAGGGAGAGCGAGAUCGAGAAGCUGCAGGAGGCGCGUCUGGUGGUGCUGGUGAACCUGCUGAGGCAGCGAGAGGAGCACCAGCAGAAGGGGACAGUCAAGCGCCUGGACCAGAAGUACAGCCAACAGCAGAAGAGCAAGGAACACACUCUCAACCGCAUACGCAGCAACUACAUCAUAUCGCUGCGUAAGCUGGUGGAGAAGCGGCGUAACAUCGAGGGGAAGUUGGAGCGGCGUGACAUCGUGAAGGACUACUGUGACUACGGCUCGGCCACCUACGCCCCGCUGUCACGCGUAGGGGUGUUCCCGGACCGAGAUUCACAGCGCCAUGUUGUCAAAAGCCCCCUCCUGGACACCUAUGAAGGCUUGGUGCAGCUGGAGGCUAACCUGCCGGCGUCGGUACUGCAGCCGUGUAUCAAGGCCCCCAAGCCGCGCGUCAACAAGGGCUUCAUCAGGCGCGCCGACCGCAGCGAGAUGGAGCUCAGGAGGACCUACGAGGCUCUGGUUGCAGAGAAGCAGCGUGUGGAGGAGAAGAAGCCGCUGCGGUUCCUCUUCAAGACGGAGAAGCCAGAGCCAAGGUCUCCCAGCCCAGUGGCCGAGGCCCCGCCCGAGGGAGACGAGGAGAUUGAGUUGGCGGUCAUCUUCCUGCAGAAGCUGCUUCGAGGCCGCUCCAUCCAGAACCAGAUGUUUGAGGGCAAGGAGAAGCGCAUGGAGCUGAUCCAGGAGCUGCGCACCACCCACGCCCUGCAGAGAGAGGAGCAGGACAUACUCAAGGAGGACAAGCAGUUCACACACUCACUCCAGAGACACCGAGAGGAGCACUGCAACCGGCUGUCUGAGAUGGAGAGCCAUGAGGCGGGGGUGUCGGGGGCGGUGCUGGCGGACAUGCUGGACUUCCUGUCCAAGGAGCUGGUGCGUCUGCAGGAGGAGCGCAGGCUGCACGCCCUCACGCUGCUGGCCGACCGCAGGAGGCGCAUGAGGGAGGCCGAGGAGAGCGGACGCCGACAGCUGGAGGAGAAGAGGAGGCGCGAGGAGGACGCCAUCUUCAAACAGGUGGUGAAGGUGCAUCAGGACACGGUGGACGUGUAUCUGGAGGACAUCAUCCUGGGUACGGUGGAGCAGACAGCAGACAGCCAGGCACGCCAGGAGAUCCAGAGGCUGGCAGAGGAGGUCAACAAUGUGGCCUAUGCCCUGGAGGACACGCGCAGUACCUUGCAGUCCGAGGAGAUAGUGUCAGAGCUUGUCUACAGCUUCCUCCUACCAGAGAUUCAGAAGAUCUCCAUCAGAGACAAAGUGAAGCAUAGUCAGAGGCGGCACCUGCAUGCAGCGCGCUCCAUCGUCCACAGUGAGGCAGCAGAGAGCGCCACCGUGGCCUCCUCCAGGGCCCCCAGGCUGGCCUCGCCCUCCGACCGCGCCUCCACCAGCCUCAUGCAGGACGUGGUCCGGCAGGUGGAGGAGGACGCCGCUUCCACCUCCACCUCCACCUCCACCUCCACUCCUGCAGCCAACACAUCGGCUGUCCCAGCAAUCUGACCGUGCCGCUGGCUUGGCCCGUUGCUGAGGAUCCCCCUUGGGCAACGUCAGGAACCCCAGAGCACGGAACUGACGACGUUAAUGGCGAUGUUCUUUGGGAACACCUUUUGGUUUGGGGAUGAGAUGUGUGUUUGUGUCGCCCGAAGAGAUGACGAUGACUUCUGACAGAGGAAUAAGACUUUAUUAAAAUGCUAUGCAUCAAUUCA
This is a messenger RNA of Engraulis encrasicolus (European anchovy), 2641 nucleotides long. RefSeq names its product cilia and flagella associated protein 91 (gene cfap91). Bases 108 to 2435 code for a protein of 775 amino acids. The transcript has 17 exons. Lineage: Eukaryota; Metazoa; Chordata; Actinopteri; Clupeiformes; Engraulidae. The record is from RefSeq and is a predicted model, not a curated record.